Molecule: messenger RNA, 4168 nt
Organism: Folsomia candida
Lineage: Eukaryota; Metazoa; Arthropoda; Collembola; Entomobryomorpha; Isotomidae
Product: anillin
Exons: 10
Coding region: 258-3845 (1195 amino acids)
Biological process (GO): actomyosin contractile ring assembly; mitotic cytokinesis; septin ring organization
Cellular component (GO): actomyosin contractile ring
Source: RefSeq, a predicted model, not a curated record
AUUUUACUUCAUCCUUCAACUGACAACUUGUCACUUUUCAUCUCCCACGCAUUCACCUCGACAAUUUCUUCAAUUAUCUCAAGAAAUAAUAAGGUCAAAGUUGACCACAGCACGGUCACACGAGCAGGGGGAACCAUUCAAUUCCAUACUCUUCGACAUCAGGGUCCAAUUAAAUAAAAAACACUUUACACUUACAUUUUAUGACUCAGUAACAAGAUACGGCGGAAAUACAAUUCCUAAAAAACUAGCUGGUCACAAUGGACGAUAGUAUCAGGGAAUAUACCAAGGGCUUAAUGGCCAGAGCUGCCGCCCGAGAUGAAGUAUUGAGACGACAAGAGAACCGUACACCUGCAAAACUGAUAUCGUCCACAGAUUUGACCCUUCCACCUCCGAAAGCAGUUAGGUUUGCGAUCCAGGACGAGAGCGAUCUUGACGAUUCAUCCUCCUUAAGUUUUAAUCAGGUAGUUGCUCCAACUUCACCAGGAAACAAGGAGAACUUGGCGAGAAGCGAAGAAGACGCCUCCAACAUGGAACAAUCUUUGGAUGAUGAUGAGAACAAUGACGAAAGUAUGGACGACGUCAACAACGAAGAUGAUGAAGAUGUUGAGGACAAAGAAGUUGAACACAACAAGAGGGAUGCACAUGAAGAUGAGAAUGAGGACGAAGAUAUGGAAGCCAACAACAGAGAGAUGACAGACCAAGUUCCCCCACUUUCGAUGCUUGUGUCGAAACCAUUGGCUAGGACAAUGACAACUUCAGGGCCCCAAUCUGCAUCACCCGUCUCGCGCAAGUCGCGAUUGUCCGCACUCGCCGAGUCUAUCAAGUCCUGGGAAGAAGAGGUACCUACUCCUCCUACAAAGGUUUCCGACAUUACUACGGCAAACGCAAAGUCCACUCGGCCAAGAUAUUCGGUCUCCACUCCACCUCAAUCGAAUACGAAUCGAAUCGCGGCUUUGAAUAAACGAAGCAGUGGGUGUCAUCAGUUUGUCGCUGCGACGCCUGUAACGAGAAGCUGUUCCAUCUCACCGGUGAAAAAACCCGGAUUGGAUCCAACUCCAACAAAACCUACGGCAAGUUGCGAUGGGGGCCACAGUUUCACUGCGACGCCUACAAAGCGGAUCAUAAGUUCAUCGCCAAUCAAAAGCAUUUCUUCCCUACAGUCUCCAGUAAAAGUGGUAGCCUCACCGGUCACUUCUCCAGUAAAAUGUGUGAAACUGGAUGGGAAAGAAAGUGAUAAGGAUGGGGAGCGUAAGUUGGCCGUGGUUUCACCAUCUCGUCAAAAUCUCUCAACAAGAAAGGCUACCGCCUCUCCUCUGAAAUCUCUUGAAGGAUUAGGAGAUUCAGUAGCGAAAAACUUGGAAUUUCAAGGUUUUGUCAAAGUUGAUGCGAACAAAGGUUCCUCUGCUUCUGCGCCUCCUUCUAAGAUCGCUGGAUCAAUUCUUAACAAGAAAAGAAUGUUUGAGAAAGACGGCGAUAAAGCUGCUACUCCUGCUCCAAAGUUGUCAAAACCAUCAUCAGCUUGGCCUCAAGUGGGGGCUACGGUUGUAUCUUCCCUCUCGCAUAACAAACCUGUUACAACUCCGGCCAGUAGCAACUCUAAUUUAACCCCACUUCAGCAGUUUCACUCCCGCAAAUCUCUUCAGGUUGACCCUUCCGAAUUGACUGUUGCACAAAAGGCUCGCUUAUUCGAACGACAACAAGAGGAGCAGGAACGACUUAGGAAUAAAGAACAGGAAACCAACCAGUGGUUGAACAUGGGUCGAAGUCGAGGCGCUCCCCCAUCCUCUACAACAACUCAACAGAAAAAAAUCGAGAGUGAAAAAGUUCAGUCUCCACAAAAAUCCAAUAACAGAGCAUCAGCACCAACUGAAAAACCACAAUUCUACUAUUUUGGCCAACAACAAGAUUCUGCAAUUCCGCCACCACUUCCUCUCCCAACUAAUAAAGCAGGGACUGACCAGACUCACAAGGAUGAUGACGAUAUGGACAGUAACUCUGAUGACGAAGGAGGAUUUUCACCCAAUAAGAAUAACAUUUCACCAUCAAUGUUAAUUGCCAAAUCGGUCAAACCUAUUAAAGUGUUGAAGAAAAAUGAUAAAAUGUACCCGUCUCUCACGGACAUUGAAAAUACUGAGACCGAAGACAAUGAGACAAACACGUCCAGCGUUGGGUCGUCUCCCGUUGCAUCCUGCUCCUUUAAUUCAUCAAUGUCUACUAGCUCAUUGGGAUCAUUCAUCCAAGGGAAGGCUGCAGAGUGCUCGGCAAUGGAUAACAACGAGAUUAACACUACGAUGGCCUGUCAGCAGAUUGACGACUUGAUCGACCAAGCCUUAGAGGGACAGAUUGUGGAAGAUACCUUCAUGAUGGAAGCUCAUGGCAGCAAUGACCCUGCGAAAGGGUCCUCCCCCGUUGGGAAGCAUGUUUCACAACCCCUUGUACACUCGGUCAGUAUGUACAGAAGAAACCAACGACAGCUCAAAACGGAUGGAGACUCUGCAACAUUCAAACUUCCGCAAAAUUUGGACUUGGUACCCGAAGAAAGCGAAAUGAAUGAAAAGGAUUUAAAGGACAGAAUUCAAGUAUUGGAUCAACAAGUUGCAAUUCAGCACAGGGCAAUCUUACAGGCAAGCAAGGCUCUCAACAUUUGCGAAUCUAGCUUCGAGUUUAGCAACUCGACUGAAAAUAUUGAGGGGGAACGUGUCCUUCUUGUGGCGACCCAAAAACGUGCCCAACUGUUGAGUUAUAUUGGCAAGUUAAAAAAUGGAAACAAAACGGACAACGAGGAAUUUGUAGUAUCUCCUUCAAAGGAUAAAUUUAGACCAUCAUCUUCGACCCGAGGCAUCAUGAAGAUUGACACUAUUCAGUUGUAUUCAGUCAAUUCCACUCGUCUCCACCAAGACUAUGCAUACCACUUUAUUGUCCUUUUGAAGUACAAUGAGCAAGUAUUUACCACCACCACGGUCAAGUCGUCCGCAAUUAACACAAUUAUUGAAUUUCCGAGCGAAUUUGUCAUUCCAGAACUAGAUCCUGGAUUCAAAGUGCAGGUGGAAGUUUAUGCUUUGAGAACUUUUAAAGAUAUGGACGCUAUUCCCCACAACAUGAAAUAUCAUAUUAAGAAUCCGACCAGGCCACAAAGUUCAUCCUCCACUCCAAGUAAAACAUCAACUCUUAGUCAAUUUUUGACUCCAACGCGAUCAUCAAGACACACACCUAAAGCUACGGAUUUGAAAUCAUCCACUCCAGCCCGAGGAGGUGCCACACCUUCCAUUCGUUCUUCUAAUUUUACUCUACAAGCCAAGCUGAAUUUGAACCUUAGCAAUCUGAACAAGACUGAAUGGGAAAUGACAAUGGUUAAUUCGAAUCUCAUCCUUCCAAACAUUUCAAUGCGAAUAAAGUGCAGCAACAAAAAUGAGCUCACUUUCAGGGGAUUCCUCACGGUUUUCUCUGACAUUUCUGGAUUAGGGGCUUGGCAUCGGAGGUGGGCCAUGUUGGACGAAGAUUUUCGUCUACUCUUUUGGACAUAUCCAGAAGAUGAAGCGUCCGAAAAGCCACCAGUGCUAACUCUUGACCUUUCGACGUGCAUGACGCCUCGGAUUUCACCCGCUCCUCGAGAUAUUUGUGCACGACCAAACACGUUUUUAUUAGUUACUACCCGAAAACCACUGCCAACGGACAAAGAUUCAUUGGUCAUGUCAGUCAAUGAAAAAUACACGGCUAUCAAAAACAUGUAUUGUUCUGACAGUAGGAGCGAGCGUGAUGCUUGGAUUGCUAUAAUUAACAAGGUCCUCACAAAUAUGAGGGCCUGGGGAAUCAAUUCUUCUGAUUCUGACUUCAAAACUGAUUAAUUUUUACAUACUCUUCUCUUAUAUGUUUUCAAACAUUACGAUGCUAUCAAGUCUUAUCGACCAAACUUAUUUUCUGCCAUAUUUCGAGAAGUGUGUAAAGUUAUAAUUUAUACAUGUUACGAUAGAAUAAGUCACUUAACUUUUUAUAAUUGUACUUACAAAAAUGCUUUUUAUACACAUUUGAUUUAAACCCAGACAGUCAGGUUCUACUUCCUGUAUAUAUUUCUCUUUAUAUAUUCAUACGUUCGCAAAGUAAAAACCUAUUGUCUGUCUGCCAAUGUAUGCUAAUAACUAAAUAAAACACUGCUCAUUGUUAUGUAAAA